Messenger RNA from Stegostoma tigrinum, 2596 nucleotides. Its product is annotated as ankyrin repeat domain-containing protein 31-like. The transcript has 5 exons. Lineage: Eukaryota; Metazoa; Chordata; Chondrichthyes; Orectolobiformes; Stegostomatidae. Bases 492 to 1700 code for a protein of 402 amino acids. The record is from RefSeq and is a predicted model, not a curated record.
UGUGAUGAUCAGGAAACACCACCACCUUUACGUAAUACAAAGGACUUAGAAAGUCCACCCAAUCCCAGUUUGAGUUGGAGUUGUCCCAGAUACAGAAGGUUUUAAAUGAAGUACUUACAAAACAUAAGACUGAAAAGGAAGAUCUUGUGAAAAAAGUUAGGGUAUCUCCCGGAUCAUUCAGGCAGGACACACUACAGAAACAACUAACAGCUCUAGUCUCUCGGCAAAGGAGAUUUCUAAAUCUGCUACGGAAAAGAAAGGCAUUAGAUCAGAAGCUACGCAAUUACAAAUUAAAACAACAGCAAUUGCAGCAAAAUAAUACUGUAAACCGGACCAAAAGUUUGGCCUGUACUAUUAAGAGCACCAUCAGGACAGACACUUGCUCAAAUGAAGGACAGGUUUUGAAUCAAAGCGAGGGACUGAGUGCUAAUUCUGCUAAUGAAACCUCUCAAAAAACAUGCAUACCUUGUCCAUCUGCCAACCCAGAAUUCAUGCAAAAACAGAUUUGUUUGAAUCAGGGUGGGAUAGCUAUUUCUGCCAAUCAGAAUACAGAUAAAAGAGAUAUUCUGCAAGUAAAUACAGCUGGAUGUAACAAGGAAAGAUCUGACAGUGCUUGUCUACUAAAUAACACAAGUAGCAACAGCAAUAUAUGCACAGUAGUUACUUCCAAAUCUGUCUCAAAUAAAGGGGAUGCAAAUACUUUGCCACCACAUUCUGUAGACACAUCACGUGUUCAAAUAGAAACAUUAAACACAAAACAAACUGACUACAUAAAUUUAACAGCAUGCAGUAUCUCUGGCCAGAGUAGUCUUUUGAAUAACAUACAGCCAACUAAUAAUCCAGAAAAGAGUUUUGAAAAUAAUCCUAAUUAUACACUGUUGAACAAUGAAACACCCAAUCUUAAUCACAAGGAGGUCAUCAACAUAAAUCCAAUUCAAAUCUGCCAUGAUACUCAAAAUGGUCAUAUUCCAUCAGUUGUUACACAACCAGUAAUAACAUUUCCACUAAAGAAUUCAGUACAGACAUCUCAUGUUAUUCAACCCAUAACAUCACAAUUGAAAUCUAACUAUCAGUUAUUGCCAAGUACAUCACAGUGUGUUUGGAAUCCACAACAGAAUUUGCACUAUAAAACAGUAGAGCUGAGUGGUAAAUGUCCGCCUGCUGGGAUGUUAAAUGCUGUUCAGCCAAACCAAUGCACUGUGCAGAUGAAGACCACACAGGUCAUGCAGAACAUUCAAAAUAACAACCUGCUGAGUGUUUCCACUCUGUGUGGAAAACAGAAGGAUUCAGAAUCUCAACCAGAGGAUAAAGGAAGUGGACACAGAAAGCCGCUACACUUAAUAGACCUAAUCAGUGAUGGUUUGAUUCAGCCGGGAGAAGAUGUCCUGGAAGUCAAACUGCAGGUUACAUACAGAAAAAAAGAACUUUCAGAAUACAGUUCAAUGGCUAAAUCAUCAUCCAAGCUUCCAGAAAUACAUCCUAUUUCACAGUCAACCAUAUUAACAAAUAAGACAUCUCCAAUGCCUCCACAAUGCAGAACUUCAAGAGAUUCCUCUCCCAAGACUCAGAAAGAGAAAUCCAAGUGCAAUUUCAUGCAGUUUCACGAGAUUCUCCUCAUAAGAAAUGAAGAAUUUCUGCCAUGUCACAUCAUGGAUCAGCAUUGGAAGUUCUAUGCAGAGUGUGAUGAGUGGAAUUUCUAAAGUUACUCUUCAGAUAAAUGAUUUUUAUGAUGAUAAAUCAGGGCAAUGUCCACAUCUUUCUCAAAGUUGUGGUUCAUAGGCAGCAACAAACCAUUACAGAAACGUGGAUAUUGUUAUUCAAAAUCAAAGUUAGUCGUUUUCUUUCGUGAUGCUGAUUAUUAAAACCUUCCCUAACAUUAAUUGCAAUAAAGGUUAAUACUUAGGUAUGGUUUUCCUGUUUACUUUGGUUUUGAUACUUUCCCAUGUUAAACUAGAUAGUGAUUUUAAUACUGAGGCUUUGGUCAUGACCCAAACAAAAUCUUCUGUUGAAAUCAUCCACUUACCCAUUCAUCCUUUGCAAAUAGUAAAAUUUAAAUAAUGAACAUCAAUAUGUCAGUGAAAGAUGAACAAAAGUGAAAGAAAUAUGAAUUUAUUUAUGAAAAAUACAAAAGAGAAGUACAUGAUUCUGCUUUAAUUCAAUUGCAUUUAAUUACGCAAGUUAAAAGAUGUAUUUAGUUGGAUAAGUUUUACCUGAAGAGCUCAUCAUUUGGUCUGCAUGUGUUUCUGUACCAAAAUGGUUAACAAAAUGCCAUGUAGUUCAAUUAAAAUUGUCACAUGUAACAGUUAUUGCUUUUAUUAUCCUUGCUGUGUGUGCUUUAUCAGAAUAAAAGGGACAAUGAUCAUUUGAGAAGAAAAUAUGCUUCACUGCAAGUUGACCAUUUUAUUUUUUUUCCACUAUGCCAUUUACAUUGAAGUACAAGGUACAUUUGGAAAGUUUAGCACUAUUUCAAAGCAAUUACUACAGUACAGAAAUUAGUUGCUAAAGAAUGCCUAAUUAAAAUUAAGCCACAUUUUAGCUGCAACAAUAUGGCACCUUGAAUAUAUUGAAACAUUCUGAGACAUUUCCUGUGGGGGUG